AUGGGACAUGGAAACCAGAUCAUAGGGGAAGAUGCUGAUGCAAUUCAUCUCCCAAAUCCAAUGAUUGGGUUCAGGACUCCAGCUGAUCUCUGUCAAAUCCACAGAAGUCUUCCAGACGCAGUCACAGGACCUCCUUAUUGUUACUAUGAGAAUGUGGCAUUGACUCCUAAAGGAGUCUGGGGCACAAUAUCCCGCUUUUUGUAUGACGUGAAGCCUGAGUUUGUUGAUGUGAAGAUCAUGAUGGCUCUUAAAGACUAUGACGAAGAUGAAAUGCCACCUGAAAGUGUCCAUCGCUGUGUUCUUUAUGAAUGCUGCAAGUGGAAUCUUGUUUGGAUUGAUAGUGGCUUAUCACCUGUCAGUUUUGAAAGAUCGAUUUCCCAAUGGCAUCAAUGUCCUCUCUCUCUCUUCUCUGGGUUUGGUGGUGCAGAGAUAGCUCUUUACCGGCUUGGUAUCCCGAUGAAGAAUGUUGUGUCAGUGGAGAUUUCAGAGGUGAGCAGAAAUGUUGUGAGGUGUUGGUGGGAGCAGACAAAUCAGGGAGGGAACAUGUAUCACCUUGCUGAUGUGCAAGAGUUGAAUGUUGACUUCUUAGAGCCUUAUAUCAGUUCCUUUGGCGGGUUUGAUCUGCUCAUGUAUUUUGGUGUCUCUCAAUUUGAGAUUUCUUCUUUCUCAGAUGUCAGCUCGGAAACGGGGACUUAUGGUGACUUCCUGACAGUUGGCCCUAGCGUUGAGAACUCGUAG
This is a messenger RNA of Rosa chinensis, 738 nucleotides long. RefSeq names its product DNA (cytosine-5)-methyltransferase DRM2. Gene Ontology annotation, cellular component: nucleus. The transcript is spliced from 4 exons. Lineage: Eukaryota; Viridiplantae; Streptophyta; Magnoliopsida; Rosales; Rosaceae. The record is from RefSeq and is a predicted model, not a curated record. Gene Ontology annotation, molecular function: DNA (cytosine-5-)-methyltransferase activity. Bases 1 to 738 code for a protein of 245 amino acids.